Molecule: messenger RNA, 312 nt
Organism: Copidosoma floridanum
Lineage: Eukaryota; Metazoa; Arthropoda; Insecta; Hymenoptera; Encyrtidae
Product: histone H2A-beta, sperm-like
Source: RefSeq, a predicted model, not a curated record
AUGACUGGAUCUGGACGCGGAAAAGGUGGUGCGGGUAAGGCCAGGGCGAAGCCAAAGUCGCGCUCUUCUCGAGCUGGACUCCAGUUCCCGGUUGGUCGCAUCCAGCGACAUUUGAGGAAAGGCAACUAUGCCGAGCGAGUAGGUGCUGGUGCCCCGGUAUACUUGGCCGCCGUUCUCGAGUACUUGUCCGCCGAAGUCCUGGAGUUGGCAGGCAAUGCAGCUCGUGACAACAAAAAGACNAAUCAAAGCACAUUUAUCGAAAUUAUGUUUGGAUUUAAAAAAAGUAAAUGGAAUAUUUGUAUUUUUACCUAG